AUGGGACCAGAAAACAGGCAACUCCACCUCGUCACUUUGGGAUUGCCCUCCGCCCUGCUGCUCUGCAUCGCUCUCCUCCUCGUCCCCCGCGCUGCCCUCCACAAGAUCAACGCCAGCGGGGUUGUCGCCAUGACCUCCAGCGCGGCCGCGGCCACUGACAUCAUCACCCUCGACAACUUUGCCGACAAGCUGCCAAAAUGGCAGCCGGACGACGACAACCACCUCCACGCCCUCGUGGACAUGGGCAGCAACGGUAUCCGUUUUUCCAUUUCCGACCUGUCGCCACCCCGUACCCGGCUGCUGCCAUGCGUCUACCGCGAGCGCGCUGGCAUUUCGCUGUUUGAUGCGCUCACGGCCGUCGACGACAGCACAAGCGGCGAGGGGCCAGCAGGCAACCCGUCUGCCAUGAAGCUCCCCGCCGAGACGAUUCGGCAGGUCGCCCGCACGUUGGCCCGUUUCCGCCGCAUCGCCCUCGACUAUGGCGUCGCGCCAGGCCGCAUGGCCGUCUUCGCCACCGAGGCCAUGCGCCGGGCUGCCAAUGCGGGCGCCCUGCUCGAGGCCAUUGCGUCUGCGGCGCCGGGUCUGUCGGUGCACGUUCUGGCGCCUGAGGUCGAGACGCUGUUUGGCUCAACGGGUGCGCGGUCAGGCUUUGCGGUCGUCGGCAACAGCGACACUGGCGCGGGCGGGUUGAUGUUGGACCUGGGCGGUGGCAGCGUCCAGAUGACGUAUGUGGACCCGCGGCUUGGCCCCGGCUACGAAGUUGCGGCUGCCCGUGCUGGCCAGAGCAUGCCCUACGGUGCGGCACGCCUGACACGUCUCGUGUCAUCGGCCACGCCGCCCAUUCACGACGUCGGAAGCGAGCUACAAUUCGACAAGAAGCUGCACCACCUCGAUGCGGAGAGGAUCCGGCUCGCUGCAGAGGCCAAGGCAGAGGCUGACUCUCGGGCUACGGCCGAAGCGGCGCCAAAACUGGCCGACGAUAUGACAGCCGCACUUGCCCGGCUGCACGAGCAGUUCCCCAGCCUGUUGGAGCUCCAGAAGCGCCAGCAGGCCAACAAGACCAGCGAGGGAGGUAUCGAUGUCUACCUCUGUGGCGGCGGAUUCCGUGGCUACGGCAGUAUGCUGAUGCAGAACGACGCCGUACAGCCGUACCCCGUUCCGCUCAUGGGCGGAUACACUGUGCCCGGUUCCUUCUUCCGGGAUACGCACCGCAUGCGCCGUGUUAAUCACGAGCUGGCGGGGGGCAAGAUCUUUGGCAUGUCCAAACGGCGACGCCAGCAGUUUGCCGCAAUCACGGCCGUGGUGGAUGCGCUUAUUGUCGCUUUGCAACGGUCAAGCCACACAAUCCGCAGCGUCACCUUUUGCGCCGGUGGCAACCGCGAGGGCGCGCUCAUGAUGCGGCUGCCUGCCACGCUGCGCGAGGCUGAUCCGCUCAGCGUUCAUGUCGAGACGGCCGCGACAUCGUCCUCGUACAGCCGUGGUCGCACCGGUGACGAUGUCGUUGCCGCAAUCCAGUCCACCGCAGAAGCACUUCUGUCAGCCUUGCCACCACUCCCCUCAUCCUCAUCAUCUUCAUCGCCGUCACCAGCACAGCCGUCUUGGGCGCCGCUUCGGCCUCUACUUCCACUUUUCGCGACGCAUAUCUGGGAGCGUACGGGUGCUGACUCAUCUGCAAAUGCAGCCUUUGUGCUACAUGAUGCUGUGGUACGCAAUCCGGGAAUGCCGGGCCUGACGCACCAAGCACGCGCAAUUCUGGCUGUCAGCCUGUGGGCGCGUUGGGGCGGCGGUGUUGCACCUACGGAUACCCCGUUACUCGACGGGUUGCGGCAGCUGCUGGACAGGCCUAGUGGCGGCGGCGGCAGCAGCAGCAGCAGUAGCAGCAGAAGCGGCACGGACGAUGACGGCGAUCUCAUGUUCUGGGCUGAGUAUAUGGGCGGCGUAGCCGCUGUGCUUGCCCUCGUGUUCCCAGCCGGGCCGCCCAACGCAGCCGAGCUGGCAUCCAUACGAUUCGAGCCCAUGCUGUCGACCACCAAGUCAGGCAAGACAGCCGUCCACCUCGACGUAGCGGUGGCCGCGAGCCGCGCUGUUGGCCUUGACGUAGCUGAAGCGGUGACCGACUGCUUCAGUUCCGUAGGCAAGUCGCACAAGGAGACGGUCAAGCUCAGGGUGCAAGCCCAGGAGUUUUCCGAGUAA
This is a messenger RNA of Sporothrix schenckii 1099-18, 2193 nucleotides long. RefSeq names its product retrograde regulation protein 2. NCBI's taxonomy places the organism in Eukaryota, Fungi, Ascomycota, Sordariomycetes, Ophiostomatales, Ophiostomataceae. Bases 1 to 2193 code for a protein of 730 amino acids. Gene Ontology annotation, biological process: regulation of transcription by RNA polymerase II. The transcript is spliced from 2 exons. The record is from RefSeq and is a predicted model, not a curated record.